AACAUACGUCACCCCCUCCACUCCCCUCCACUCGGCCAAGAAGGCUACACCGCACUACUCCACCACUCAACUACUUUUCCCCCUUCUCCCCCUGCACAUGCAUGUCUUAAUUCUCUCAACAUUCAGCCUCUGCAUUAGUCGCUGCCGACAGGUCAAUAAUGAAUAAAAUAUCCUUGGAAGGGUCAAGUGGCCAAUACAUAAGUAUGCACGGUGAGUCCGAUCGGUCUUGCUACUUAUUCGCCUUUGUGUCUCUAUCUCUAUCUCUGUCUCUGUCUCUGUCUCACUUACCUCUUGUCCUUUUAUACUCCAGUACAUAUCUCACCCAUAAAUACUUCUCCUUUGCUCUACCUCAACGCUCACCUCUGAUUUAACUUACCUCAACCAAAAACCGAGACCUUUAUAUCUACUGUGCUAUAGGCAGCACGAAUAACGCCACAUACUUACUGUACGGAUAUACACCUACCCUCACAAUGGCCUCCGCCAUCCAAGAAGUGCCAGACCAGGAGUUCAACGGCAUCAGAUAUACUGGCUUCCCUGAGCCACUGUGUCUUCACCGCAACACAACCCUCCCCCACCCCGAAGCGAACCUCUCACCCGACGCCUGCAUCGAGUCCUUUGAUAUCCCCCUCGCUCGCUCCCACUCCCGCCUCCGCUUCCACUCCUCGCGGCGCGUCUCAUCAAAAGGCUUCAUCGACCCGACACAAGUGUACGAGAACAUCCAGUACGUCGAUAGCACCGUUACCGUUGUCCCCAAACCCGGAUCCUCCUCCUCCUCGAAAGAGAGCACCAGCCCCACCUUAGACGGCGAUGGGGGGUUCAAAUCGAGAGAGGAGGAGGCGGGGAGGUCGUCGGGGGAGACCGAUUCAAGCGAGCGAAAUCACCGGAAAAAGAAGGGCUUGCGCGGCUUGUUCCACAAGGGCUGAGAUGCAGUAGCACUUUCUGGGCGGCGUUUUUUUAAAAUGGGAAAAAACAAAAUCUACACGGGUUUUUUCUUGGGAUAUUGUCUUGGAUAUUGCGGUUUAGCGUGGCCUGUUUGAUUUCGGGACGGCGAAAGCACUCCUCUGGGAGGGUGCGCGGAUUGUACCGCUGGUGCGGGGUGUUAAAUUAGUUAAU
Molecule: messenger RNA, 1113 nt
Organism: Pseudogymnoascus verrucosus
Lineage: Eukaryota; Fungi; Ascomycota; Leotiomycetes; Thelebolales; Thelebolaceae
Exons: 2
Coding region: 471-923 (150 amino acids)
Source: RefSeq, a predicted model, not a curated record